Linum tenue is the source of this 1371-nucleotide messenger RNA. The record is from the annotation of a GenBank genome assembly. NCBI's taxonomy places the organism in Eukaryota, Viridiplantae, Streptophyta, Magnoliopsida, Malpighiales, Linaceae.
AUGGAGCCGCCGUCGAUCGAGCACUUGGUCGACGACCUACAGAGCGUGAGCUUCACUUCCACGGGCACCGGAACCACCGCCACGCUCCACCGCAGCACGAGCUCCUGCUCCUCGUCGUCGGCAUCCACCCUCACACCCGCUCCUUCCGCCCACACUUCCUUCUCUUCCAAGACGGCCCCCAAGCAGCAGCCGCAGCUGACGUUCUCGGAUCUCCGAUUCACCCUCCGCCUCGGAUCCGGCGACAUCGGCUCCGUCUACCUGGCCGAGCUCAAGAAAUCGACGUCCACCGCCGACGCCAGCGGCGACGAAAUCGCGAUUUUCGCGGCGAAGGUGAUGGACAAGAAGGAGCUGGUGAGCAGGAACAAGGAAGGGAGGGCGAGGACGGAGAAGGAGAUUCUGGAAAUGCUGGACCAUCCGUUCCUCCCGGCGCUCCACGCCGGCAUCGAGUCGCCGAGGUGGAUGUGCCUGCUGACGGAGUUCUGCCCCGGCGGCGACCUCCACGUGCUCCGCCAGCGCCAGCCGCUCAAACGGUUCGACGAAACCGCCGUCAGGUUUUACGCAUCAGAAGUAGUGGUGGCGUUGGAGUACCUUCACAUGUUGGGAAUCGUCUACCGCGACCUGAAGCCGGAGAACGUCCUCGUCCGUGCCGACGGCCACAUAAUGCUCACCGAUUUCGACCUCUCCUUAAAAUGCGACGACACCGUUUCAACCCCGCUAGUAAUCCUCUCCACCCAGAACCCGUCGUCCGGAGUCGCAUUACUUCCCAACAACAAAACCGACUUCGCCGCCGCCGAUCACCGCCCAAAUUUCACUUCCUCCUCAUGCAUCAUCCCCAACUGCAUGGUCCCGGCCGUCUCCUGCUUCCACCCAAAACGCAAGCGAAAGAAGAAGACAAGCCAACGGGCCGGGCCCGAAUUCGUCGCCGAGCCCGUCGACGUUCGGUCCAUGUCGUUCGUCGGCACCCACGAGUACCUCGCGCCGGAGAUCGUGUCCGGAGAAGGACACGGCAGCGCGGUGGACUGGUGGACGCUGGGUAUAUUCAUGUACGAGAUGGUCUACGGUGUGACGCCUUUCAAAGGCAUGGACCACGAGCUUACACUGGCGAACAUUGUGGCUCGAGCGCUGGAGUUCCCCAAGGAGCCCCCCGUGCCGGCGGCGGCGAAGGACCUGAUUUCGCAGCUGCUGGCGAAGGAUCCGGCGAGGCGGCUGGGGUCGACGAUGGGGGCGUCGGCGAUUAAGCACCACGCGUUUUUCCAAGGGGUGAAUUGGGCUUUGUUGAGGUGCACGAAACCGCCGUAUGUGCCGCCGCCGUUUAGCAGGGAUGUUGUGUCGGACGAUAGUUGCCCCGAGACACCGGUUGAGUAUUAUUAA